Aureobasidium uvarum is the source of this 1014-nucleotide messenger RNA. Lineage: Eukaryota; Fungi; Ascomycota; Dothideomycetes; Dothideales; Saccotheciaceae. The record is from the annotation of a GenBank genome assembly.
AUGAAGUUCUCAACCGUCUUCUCUGCCGCCAUGGCUCUGAUGAUGCCCACCGCCGUCUUCGGCCAGAACAUCGGAGACCCAGUCACCACCAGCGUCUUGGUCGUCGAGUACGUUCCAGCUGUCUCGACCUCGACUGUGUACCAGACCACCCAGUUCACCGUCUGGAGCUGUCCACCCGACGUUCUCAACUGCCCGCUCCGUUCGGCCACAUCUCUCGCCAUGGUCACGGCCAUCGUCGGCAUGUCUACCACCAUCUGUCCAGUCACAUUCGUCAGCACUCGCGUCAGCUCAUACACUACACCUGCUACAACCAGCUAUGCAUCGUCUUCACCUGGUGCCACUGUCAGCUCGGCCUCGGUCAUCUCAACUACCUACUCGACUGGCUCCUCUACCAUCACCAUCGGCUCGUCGACCACCAGCUGGAGCUUCUGGUCAACCAUCAGCUACAGCGCCACCUCGACCGAGUCUGUCGUCACCAGCCAAGCCACUCUUUACUCUGGCGGUCCCUCUCUCACAACUGGUGUGACCAUCAGCUCUACCUCGGCAAGCGGCUCGGCUGCAGCAUCAGGCUCUGCUGGUACCGGUCUGGCAUCGACCUCUGCAUCGGCCACCGCUUCAGCAUCGUCUGGCAUCGCUUCGGCUCCAUCUGGCAUCCCAUCAGCAUCAUCCAUCUCGUCGGCUUCAGCAUCCGUCUUUAACCCAGCAGGAGCAUCAUCAUCGUCGGCAGCCUCAUCUCCAUCGGCAGUCGGCAUCACAGCUUCUGCCAGCGCGGUCGUCACCACCAGCGUCGCUGCCAACGGUAGCUCGUACACCAUCUCUUACUCUCCACUGGGCACCGGCAGCCUCACCUCGGUCAUCAGCGGUCCAGGAUCCACCAACAACAUCUCUGUUCCAUCCGGCCCAUCUGGCUCAGGCCCAUUGCCUACCUACACUGGCAUGGCAGGUCGUGAGGCUGUCAUGACUGCCUUGUCUGCUCUUGCCUUGGGCAUGGUGGCAGCUCUGGUUUUUGUUUGA